CCUCACUCACCUAUCACAUGACAUGCACAAUCCAAGAUGGCUACACUGUCAGAGGAACACUUCUCUGCUUUGCAACUUUUGUUGAAGGCUCCGUCUAAAGAUGCCGUGCGGCAGAUGUGUGCCGACAGUUUCUCGUCCGGAGCUCCUGAAUCACGGCGACUUGCAGAAAGUACAGCUGGAACCCUGUCCGUGUCAUCGACUGAGGCCAAACAGCUUCUCACAGCUCUCCACACGGUCGCGCAUUACGUGGUGUUUCACAACCUGGCUUCACCCGAACAGAUUCUGGCUGUCUUCCCAGACACCUUCCAUUCCAGUCUAAAGAAUCUAAUUACAAAGAUUCUGUUGGAACACAGCACAAUAUGGACAAAUGAAGCUAUUGCCAACCAAAUUUCACUGCCCAAGCUAGUGGAGACGGACUGGAGGGUGGACAUGAAGACUGCCUCAGACUCAGUCAGUCGCAUGGCAGUUCCCACUUGUCUGGUAAACAUGAAGGUCCAGGACUUUUCCUGUGCGGGAGGCAUUGACUCUGUCUCCUCAGUUACCAUGGAGCUCAGUAAAGAAACGCUCGACACCAUGUUGGAUGGAUUAGGUCGCAUCCGAGACCAGCUGUCUACAGUGGCUGGAAAAUAGACAUUUUCCGACAUGAGGAUGGUGCCUUCAACAAGAGGCCUUUUUUCUGGACAACAAUGAACUGCUUGUAUAGCUCUUAAAAUGUUCUCUCAUGAGCAUCAUGUGUGGACAUGGGCACGUACACACCCACCCACUCACCCCUACAGUUCCCUACCAUUUUUGACUAAACACACAGGUGAAUUUGCAACUGUCUAAAGUGGAGACAUCACAUUCCUCAUUAGUUAAGACAUGUAUGUGUUUUUGUACCAGAUCGAUGUGAAUUAUUAAAAU
Messenger RNA from Sardina pilchardus (European sardine), 900 nucleotides. RefSeq names its product COMM domain containing 9 (gene commd9). Lineage: Eukaryota; Metazoa; Chordata; Actinopteri; Clupeiformes; Clupeidae. The transcript is spliced from 6 exons. The record is from RefSeq and is a predicted model, not a curated record. Bases 37 to 630 code for a protein of 197 amino acids.